CCUCAAUUGCGCGGAGAUGUACACAACACAAUAAAAACCCGAAGAGGAUACAAUGGCCAGAGAGUCCUUGGUACGAAAUGUCAGCGCCAGAGAAAGCCCGCCCUCCGGAAGACGUCGGUUUCGAGACCGGACCGUACGUUUUGCGCAGCCUAAUCCAUGAUGUCGCUUUGAGUGCCGGCGCUCAUGACGGAAAUGAUGUGCGAAUAACAUGCGUUGAAGUCUGGCAGGAGAACCUGUACAUUGGCACAUCCGCCGGCGAGAUCCUGCAUCAUGUUCAAAUCCCUCCAGACCCAUCCGAUCCCUCGAGCAGCGCUGUUUUUAUACUCGCAUCGCGUCUACAGCCUCCAGUUAAUCAGCAUAGUAACCAGGGUAUUCAACAGAUUCUCCUGCUCCCCGCGGUGAACAAAGCAUGCAUAUUAAGCAAUAACACGCUGAACUUCUAUACACUUCCAGAAUUGUCGCCUGCCUUUCCCCAGCUGAAACCUUUGACUUGUGGAUGGGUCGGAGGCGUGGACCUAGACUCCUCGCCCUCGGAGAGUAAAGAUGCUGUCUCUAUCAUGAUGUGUCUUCGCAGCAAAAUUCGGCUUGUGAAUAUCGGUGAGGCGGCUGCUAAAGAGCGGGACAUAGAGGAGUUUGGAGGCUGUCUAGCCACUGUAAGAAGGGGCAAUAUUGCCUGCGUAGCAGAUGCCCGGGGCUACACACUAGUUAAUCUAGUAGCUCAGCAGAAAAUAGCGCUUCCGCCCAUCUCUAGUUUAGACUCACAAGCUCAGGAAUCAGGUGGUACGACGCAAGACGAGCCAUGGCAUGUCCCGGGCGGUGUUUCGAGAAGUGCAUCCUCGGCAGGAAACUCAGGCGGCGUUCCAGCAAGCAGUCGAUUGAGCGUGCAAGAUCGUGGCCACAAUCGCAGCACGAGUCUAGGCAUCUUCAGAACUGAAUCGCCUGGUCUUGGAGAUAGUCCGAGAAACAGCAUGUCAUCACGUCAUGGUUUCGACGUACCUGCCAGCCUCAGCCGUCAAAUGUCUCCUCGACCGCCAAUAUCUCCAGAGAGAAGAGGCUCCGAGGGCGCAAAAGGGACAACCGACUUAUCAAAACCCCUUCCCGCGCCUCCAGCAGAAUCGCGCUCGGGCUCUCCGGCCCCGGGACCAAAAUCAUUGUCUCCUUUAAAACCAAUGAUCGCAUCACCGAACGACUCCGAAUUUCUUCUAGUUACUGGUACAACAAACACGGAGCCCGGAUUGGGCAUUUUUGUCAACCUAGAUGGUGAAAUUGUGCGUGGUACAAUUGAAUUUAGCCGGUUUCCUGAGGGUAUGGUUGUUGAUGGCAAGGGAAUUGACUUGUCUACGUCUGUAACGCAGGAUGAAGGCUUCGAGGGAAACGAGGAGGGCUAUGUAUUGGCGGUCGUAGAGAGGGACGAUGGGAACAAGGUAAUCGAAAUCCAGAGAUGGGACAUUGAUCCUGGAGAGGGAGCCGCUCAGAAAGAUUGGCUCAGUGUGCCUUCUUCUCAGCAGCUUGAAGGGGCCAAAUCGCUCACUUUGGGAAUCCGUAAGGUCGUUGAGUCUAUCGAGUUCGAUCUCCCGGAUGUGGUCAACAGGCUGGCACAAAAGGCUAUUCGAUUAGUUGAUGCUGGAACUUCAAGAUUGGACCAGGAAAAGGUGUCCAAACGGGAGCGCGAAGAACAAAUCUACUACCAGCGCAUGUCCAAGACCAAAACUGCCAUAACCGUUUGGACUGGCGACUCGAUAUACUGGGCUCUCCGAAAUCCACUGGUUCUGCGUCUAGAUGCGCAACUUCGCCUCGCUGAACGCGCCUCUUCACCUCCGAACGCGCCUAUCUCCCCUCAGCGAAGCUUCAUCGAAAGGCUGAUUGUUGACCUAAGGGAUCAUAGGUCAACAACCGAGCUCGAGUUCUACACGUUGGCAUACAUACGACAAAAAGCGGCACUGCUUCUCUUCAUCGAUCUUGUGUUGCAGACGGACAGGGGCACUCUCGCUUUUGAGCAUGAUAAACGAGCAACGGAAGAAGCUCUUGUGGAGAGCGAGAUCGAUCCGAGAUUUGUGCUACAAUUCCUCCCUGGAAUACGGGACGAGAUUGUGCAAGCGAAUGAGGGUGUAUGGGUGCAGGGCGGAAUUAAACAGCUUGUGGAGCAAAUUAUUGAACAAAUAACUUUGUCGAGAAACACAACUAAGGUUGAUCACCAGGGCGUAUUUGGCGACAAUCUACUCCAGGUUGUCAAGCGAUUUCUGCUGAUAUGGCGCCGGAAGAGGGGAAAUCCAAGUGUAAUAGAUGGCGAGCACGUCUUUCCCACGGUGGACGCAGCACUAUUACGUAUACUCCUUAUUCUCGACCAGCAGAGCCCCAAGGGGCCCGCGACGGCAGGCUCCAUACGCGCGGAGCUAAACUCGGUUGUUGACAGUGGGGUAGAUUGUUUUGAUCGCGCAGUCGAGUUACUCGAGCAGCACAAACGCUUGUAUGUGCUCAGUCGCUUGUACCAGAGCAAAAAAAAUGCAGCUCAAGUGCUUGCAACGUGGAAACGAAUCAUAUCUGGUGAAGAAGAUACCGGUGGCGAAUUUACCGAUGGAGAGCACGAGUUAAGAACGUAUCUGACGAAAUUGAGAAACAGGCAACUUGUUGAAGACUACGGGACAUGGUUAGCCACGCGCAACCCCAAACUUGGUGUGCAGGUUUUUGCAGAUGACAACAGCCGCACGACGUGGACGCCAAGCGACGCGUUGAAGAUCCUGCGCGAGAAAGCGCCUGCUGCAGUGAAGGAGUAUUUGGAAUACUUGGUAUUUGCCAAGAAGCAAAGCCAGCAUAUAAAUGAACUGAUAGCAUACUAUCUCGAUGCUGUGGUAGCAGAACUAGAGUCGGUGCCGGAGUCACAGAACAUGUUGAAGGCAACCUAUGAGACUUACCGCGCGCUUGUACCACCUAAGCCGACAUACAGACAAUUCAUCGAAGACAAUGCACCAACGCAAGAAUGGUGGCACUCGAGACUACGACUACUCCAGCUUCUAGGGGGGGCACAAGGAGGUGCAGGGGACUACGAUGUAGAUCUUGUGCUGGAGAGGCUGCAACCUUACGAGACUGCUCUUGUUCCGGAGAUGAUCAUUUUGAAUGGGCGACAGGGACAUCACGAACAAGCUAUUCGGCUGUUGACACAUGGCCUAGGUGACUUCGACAUGGCUAUUUCAUACUGCUUACGUGGCGGAUAUACCACGACCGCAUCGUUCAAGGACGCUGCGUUUGAAAAGCAGGCAAAGCUCUUCAAGAUCCUGCUCACUGAAUUUCUUAGAAUUGAGGAUGUGACUGAUCGUAUCGAAAGAACGGGCGAACUACUCGAACGAUUUGGUGGUUGGUUCGAAAUCGAAUACGUUCUUAGCGUGUUGCCCGACGAAUGGAGCGUUGAAAUUUUCAGUGGUUACAUUGUGUCUGCUCUGGGAAGACUAGUAAGGGAGAGGAACGAGAGCCGCAUUGUUCGUGCGCUCACUGGAUCGGAAAAUCUUCGCCUAAACGUCGCAAAGAUCGAGAGGAUAGAAGAACUUGGUUCUGUGGUCGAGGAGGUUGUCUAACUUAUCGCAAAUUAGCGUCCCGCGAGCGUGGGGUCUUGUAUAUAUCAAGCAGGACAAAUGGUCUUUGCUAAAUCUUCCUACGUAUCACGCUUGAAAAAGCCGACCAAGCAUUUGGUAUUAAGCAUCUUCUAGCGACGUUUCCAACAGCGAAAUGCUCGACAUAAUUGGACGGCGGAACUGAGGCAGCCGGAUAUAGAACUUAAAAGGAGCAAAGUUGAUGGUAGAUCAAAUUCUUGCCGGCUCCUCACUGCAAGAGAGGGUUGCGACAAACGUGCCCAGAAAUAUCUAU
Molecule: messenger RNA, 3858 nt
Organism: Verruconis gallopava
Lineage: Eukaryota; Fungi; Ascomycota; Dothideomycetes; Venturiales; Sympoventuriaceae
Exons: 2
Coding region: 78-3569 (1163 amino acids)
Biological process (GO): autophagy; endosomal vesicle fusion; vesicle-mediated transport
Cellular component (GO): cytoplasm; fungal-type vacuole membrane
Source: RefSeq, a predicted model, not a curated record